UCUACAUCUCUCUCUCUCUCUCUCUCUCCACAGUCGCGCAUUCCCACGAGCGUAAACGCUUUCAGAAGACCUGGAUGGAGCUGCUGCUCGAUUCGAAUCAUUGGAUUAAAAAACAAAACAAAAACAAAAAAACACCAUUACCUCGCUUGAACCCGGACUUCUUAAAACGGAAAUUCUCCAUCUGACCCAUUUUAUAGUACUUUGCUUUUUGUUUGGACGCGCGGUCAAGUUUUGGACCCGAACGCUCCACAAAACGACUUUCACGCAUCAGGCAACCACAGAGGGCGUCACAUUGACCGCUUUUCUGUAGUUUCUUCAUCUUCUUCUUCUUUUGCAUUGUAAUACCUCUGUUGCAAUGCAAGCUUUCACGCGUCUAAAUAAUCCGAACGAGGAGGAGGAAAAUGAUUUCUCUUAAUUAGCGUGUUUCUCAUCAUCCUCUGCGCGCGUACUGUGCUCUCCACCAGGCGUAAAGGGGGAGAAAAAAGUGUUCCGCGCACAAAUCGACGCUUCUUAUCGCUCAAGUCCUAAUUUGAGGCAAGGAAACUGCCGACAUGAUGCCUCUCGGUCUGCCUUAAAGGAGCUGGGAUGCUGGUGAGGGCUGCUGCUGUUUCCAAGUGGCUGCAUGGGAGCGAGCUGUCAUCUUAGUUCUCCCCGGCGUGGCAUCAUCUCGCUGGAAGUAGUAGGCUUCAGUGUGGAAGAUGGCUUUUGACUUUCCCCCAGGAUACAAAGCGUAAUUUACACCGUGACAGUGGAGACUCGUCUUUCAGUAAGGUAAAGGAUGACUGCAGCAGCAGGUGUACUGACAGGCUUGGCCAAGCUCAAGCGCCAGGACUCGGCCCGCUCUCAGCAUCGGCCCGUGCCACCCGCAUCGCAAGGCUUGGCUAACCCCGGCUCCGAGGGCGCGCCCAGAAAGCGGAAGCGACGCACAGACGUUGUGGUGGUCCGAGGAAGGCUUCGACUCUACUCGGCUUCUGGCUUUUUUCUCUUCCUGGGACUUAUCAUCUUGGCAGUAGGGAUUGGUAUGGCGACCCUCGGUUAUUGGCCGCACAACAAAGCCGUACCAACAGGAGGAGGAAACGAAGUGAAGAUGGGGAAAGGUGUGACCAACGCAAGCCAUGAUGUUCAAGACUCGCCUUCAAAGCAGACGGGCGGCGCUGUGAUGCGGUUUCUGGAACAACAUCUUCACUCCGAGAGGAUGAAGAUGCUCGGGCCCUUCACCAUGGGCAUAGGGAUUUUUAUCUUCAUCUGCGCUAAUGCAAUACUUCAUGAAAAUAGAGACAGGGAGACGAAGAUAAUCCACAUGAGGGACAUGUACUCCACGGUCAUCGACAUCCACCGCCUCCGGCAGAGGGAACAGAGACAGUACCACCACCACCACCACCGCAGCAGCAGCAGCAGCGUGUGCGUACGAGACGUGGGUGACCUUCGCAGUUUUGGAGCCGACACGGCAGCGCGCCUGGCCAGCAACUCCCUCCUGGGCUUCUCGUCUCGUUCUGGAAGCAGAGUUGGGUCCACGGAGGAGGAGGAGGUGCUGCUUGGGGAUGAAGAGUUCCACAGACACAGAGAGCAGGCCAGGUUGGAUUGUAGCUUUGCGGGACUGCUGGCGCCUUUGUACAAGGAUGGGCCCUUUUAUGGCGCCGGGCUUGGGUUGUCGCAGUCCGACUCAAUGCGACACCAGUGGUCGGUGGACGGAGAUGGGGAGAAAGGAGGACACCAUGCAGGGUCUAUUGUCUCCUCCUCCAUCUCCGCCUUUACUCUCCCUGUUAUUAAGCUAAACAACUGCGUAAUUGAUGAACCAGAAAUGGAGGCAAUUACCGAGGAGGACAGAGGAGGCGAGAGGCGGGAGGGAGAGAGGCCAGCGCCUCUGAGCUCCAUGGAGUCUCUGGUGGUGCCAGUAGCAUCUGUCGCCAAGGCCUCCAAGCCGCCGGGCUUGCAACGCAGCAACUCGGCGUCCUCUUCCUCCCGCUGCUCUUCCUUCUCCUCGUGCAGCCUCUCCCCGGCUCCCUCCUCUACCUCAGGCUGCUGGCUCUCGCCGGGAGCGGCGAGGAGUGACUUUGGCUCCAACUCCUCUCUGCACAUGCUGAACAGCCACAGCCACUCCAAAUCCCUGGACCUGGAGCGCGGGCCCAGCGUGCUGAGCGUGCGCUCGGAACAGCGGAAGCACCCCAGCUGGCCGCGGCUCGACCGCAGCAACAGCAGCCGCAGUCACAGCGGGAACAGGGGCAGCAGCAAGGGAUACACGCGCCUGGAGGACAGGGAAGAGCAAGCGGAGCGGCUCUUGGACGAGUCGGCGUCCCCGACAGACAGACGCGACUACAGCAAGCGAGAGAAGCUGCUCAUGAUAUCCAGGUCGCAUAAUAAUCUGAGCUUCGAGAAGGAUGAGUUUAAUAGCAGCACGUUGAAGAGAGGAAGCUCGGAAACUCGAUUCUGAAGGCGCGCGAAGGAAGCGGCAACACCGACUCUCUCCUGGUCUGUAAAAUUGUUCUUCACCCUGUCUUAGUUGAUGACGACGAGACCAAGUUGUGCUUUUAAGACAAGUUUUUUUUUUCUUUUAACAAGGAGCAAUAGCACCAGUAAGUAACAUUAGAACCUGCACAGCAAAAAGGUUUUGCACUGUCUGACUCCACAUGCCUGCUUUACGACAGUAGAGGUGCUGUUUUACAGCUGACUCUUGCAUGUGGAAGGCGGCGCUCCCUGCGGAGGUCAAUGCAACCACUUCAAAUUACAUGAAUAUGCUCUGGUGUUUAACAAACUGGACCAGGCAUCAGACAGCGAUGUUAAAUGAAGACAGUGGCCUGCAAAUAAAUACGACAAAGAGGCCCUCAUUGCCCUGUGGCCAUGUAAUAUUGACCUUUCCCAGGAACUUCAGUACAAAGAUGGCUGCAAAUUUGGUAUCUGUGGCUGCGGCUCUGCUGCGGGCAUUUUUCAGCUAACUGCUAGGUUAGAUUUUACUCAGGAUUAGUCAUCUCUACAUAUGGCCACAAACCCACUUAGAGUGCGGAAAAUCUCUUGUUUUAUUAGUAACGAUUGUGUCACUGAUUGAGGAAUAUUUUCAGAAACAUUUUGGAAUAACUCCUGAACGAAAUGAACAUCUCUCAAACCAGAUCUUUUCUUACUUACUGUUUAGUUCCUAAAACCAAAUGUGCAGAUAAUUUGGCUAUGGUUUAAUAAUCAUAUCUGAACCCAAUCUCGUCUACGAAGAAUACAAAAAUUGAAAGGCACAUUUCUGCUUCAACUGUAUUUCCAGCUGUAUCUGGAAUGGAAAAGACGGCCAGGACUAAAGAGAAAUGAUGCGGGACUGAAGACUCCUCAGUGUUUCAGUCCCUGAUUCGUUUUUGUUCUUUUUUUUUUUUUUUUUUUGCUGGUCGUGUUUUCAUAAAUCACCAUUUGAAGCAUUUUUACACACAUUAGUUUCCAAAGAUUGCCACAUGUAAAUAGCUUUGUCCCAUCACAAGAUGCCGUCACGCAUUUUCUUCCAUUAAACUGCAAACAAAUGGAACAUAAUUCACAAAGCAGCUGAAACUGUCCUUGGAAACAGGAAGUAGACCAAUACAGCUGCAUCUCCUGUUAACGUUUUUAUUUAUUUCACCUGUACUUAUUUAAUUCUUGUCAAUUGCAAAGCAAUUGAACACAAAAUUAAGUUUAUUGGAAAACUAGAGUAUACAACAAAUCAAAUAUCCAAAACAUUGCGACAACAUCAGCAACAGACAUGGAAAAAAAAAAAAAACUACACAAUCAUGAGGACGACUGAUAAAUAUCCUGCAGACAUUCUCCAAAAAGUCACAUAAGAAUCACUACCAGGUGAGCUUUAUCCUAUUCAGUACAUGGAAAGUUGAGUGGAAGGAAAAAGGCCGAUAGAAAAGAGGAUUCAUACGAUACAGGAGUUUCACUUUUCUUUCUGAAUGAAUUACUGAAAUAAAAUCAAUUCUUGAUGAUG
Messenger RNA from Poecilia latipinna (sailfin molly), 3937 nucleotides. RefSeq names its product transmembrane protein 200A (gene tmem200a). Lineage: Eukaryota; Metazoa; Chordata; Actinopteri; Cyprinodontiformes; Poeciliidae. The transcript has 5 exons. Bases 779 to 2431 code for a protein of 550 amino acids. The record is from RefSeq and is a predicted model, not a curated record.